This is a messenger RNA of Mus pahari (shrew mouse), 1467 nucleotides long. RefSeq names its product Spi-B transcription factor (gene Spib). The record is from RefSeq and is a predicted model, not a curated record. The transcript is spliced from 6 exons. Gene Ontology annotation, molecular function: sequence-specific DNA binding; DNA-binding transcription factor activity, RNA polymerase II-specific. The coding region runs from base 19 to 822 and encodes 267 amino acids. NCBI's taxonomy places the organism in Eukaryota, Metazoa, Chordata, Mammalia, Rodentia, Muridae. Gene Ontology annotation, biological process: cell differentiation; regulation of transcription by RNA polymerase II. Gene Ontology annotation, cellular component: nucleus.
AGCCUGCUCUGAACCGCCAUGCUUGCUCUGGAGGCUGCACAGCUGGACGGCCCACACUUAAGCUGUUUGUACCCAGAAGGUGUCUUCUAUGACCUGGACAGCUGCAAGCCCUUCAGUUACCCAGAUUCAGAUGGGGGCCUUGACUCGACAUGGGGCUGGACAGAGGCCCCGCCUGCUCCUGCCAUCGCUCCCUAUGAGGCCUUCGAUCCUGCUACGGCUGCCUUUGCCCACUCCCAGACCGUGCAGCUCUGUUAUAGCCAUGGUCCUACCCCCUCCACCUACAGCCCCAUGGGGACCCUCGACCCAGCCCCCAGCUUGGAGGCCCUGGGGCCUGGCCUCCAGGUAUUCCCCCCAGAGGACUUCACCAGCCAGACCCUGGGCUCCUUGGCUUAUGCUCCAUACCUCAGCCCUGUGCCAUCAGAGGAAGGCGACAUCCUACUGGACAGCCCCGCCCUGGAGGUCUCGGACAGUGAGUCAGACGAGGCCCUCUUGGCUGGCUCCGAGGGGAGGGGAUCUGAGGCAGGUGCACGCAAGAAGCUGCGCCUGUACCAGUUCUUGCUCGGGUUGCUCCUCCGCGGGGACAUGCGCGAGUGCGUGUGGUGGGUGGAGCCAGGUGCUGGCGUCUUCCAGUUCUCCUCCAAGCACAAGGAGUUGUUGGCUCGCCGCUGGGGCCAGCAGAAGGGCAACCGCAAGCGCAUGACGUAUCAGAAGCUGGCCCGAGCGCUGCGCAACUAUGCCAAGACAGGCGAAAUCCGCAAGGUCAAACGCAAGCUCACCUACCAGUUUGACAGCGCGCUGCUGCCAGCCGCCCGGCGUGCCUGAGCGCUCCGCUAAGGACCCCUUUCUGGCCCCUAAGUCCCAUGGAGCCCCAUAUGAGGGCAGUCAGGGUCCUCAGCUCUCCCUAGGCCUCCCCAGAGUUUCCUGUGCCCUGUAUGGGAUUCCAAUGCAGGGUGGUCGUGUUUGAGGGCGCACUGGCCAUUCUAUACGGUUUCAGAGCGGCAGGUUUCUCUGUGGGGACCCCUGGUGUCUACGGUUCCAGAAUCCGCAGAUCCUUCUUGCGAGUCCUGUGAGCUCACAUGCCAUCGCACCAGCAGGUGGCGCUGUCUACAGCCCCCAAACCCUUGUUUGUUGGCCAGAUAGGUCGGUCCCUCUGUCCUCCCCUGAAGCCCUUGUUAGAUCUGAGGUCUAGUUAUGUUUAGAGCUCUCUGAGAACCCUGUGCCACCUGUGUGUGACUUUUCUCUGCGUCCGUUUAUGACUUCUGUUUGUUUGAAACAGGGUCUCAUUAUGUAGCUCAGGCUGGCCCCCAACUUGUAACAAUCGUCCUGCCUCGGCCUCCUGAGUGUUGGGAUGACAAGGGUGCAUCAUCACACCAGGCCUUUUCCUUUUUUGAGAGAAGAUUUUACUGUGUAACCCGGGCUGGACUAUUCUCAAGCUAGUGGUGGUCCUCUUGCCUCGGGCAUCUCUUG